AGAUACCGGUAUUUGUUUCAUUUGUUAAAAGUUGAUCAAGUGGUGCGUGCGUUAUGCUACGUGCACUAUUGGCAUAGUUGUUCGAUUUUGAAUUUACCGUGAGCCGACAGCACCAGAAGAGUUUGCUUGCAUGCCUACGCGACAGCGAUUGAGAGAAGAAAUUUUCCAGAUCUCAGCAAAGUUACGAUAUCAGUAUUUAAUGUAUUAUUAAGUCUAACAUUACCUCAAUAUUUAUGUGAAAAACCUGAUGAAAUGGACUAAAGUUGGUGUUCGUAAAAUAUUGCCGCAUGCAAUGGAAGCAAGUAAAGACAAAAAUCAAUCAGUAACAAUUGCUGUAGUUUUACUCGACAAUUCAGAAGUCGAGUUUCAGGUAAACAAGCGAGAUCGUGGCCAAGUAUUACUAGAUGCUGUGUUUGAAAAUGUUCGAUGUAAGGAACCGAAGUUUUACGGCCUUCAAUUUCCACAACAUGUUCCAGACGCAAUGAAAUGGCUCGAUCCGGCUAAAUCAAUCCGAAAGCAAUUCAAACGCGGAUAUCCACUCCUUCUUUAUUAUCGAAUAAAAUAUUAUAUUUUUGACAUAAAUCGACUAAAAGAUGCAUCAACAAGAUAUCAACUAUUUUUACAAGUGAGGCUCGAAAUUUUGGAACAAAGAUUAGCUUGUUCUCCUAACACUGCUGCCCUCCUUGCGUCUUAUGCUGUUCAAUCUGAAAUUGGCGAUUACCGUUCUGAUCAACACCAAGGGGAAUAUCUCAGUAAGUUUAAGUUUAUCGCUAACCAAACUGCGGAGUUUGAGCAGGAGGUUCAAAAGCUUCACAGACGAAAUAAAGGAUUAAGCCCUGUACAGGCGGAAUUACUAUUUUUACAGGAAGCAAAAAGGUUGAAUAGAUAUGGUGUCGAUAUACAUCGUGCUAAAGAUCUUGACGGAAGCGAUCUUGAAAUCGGAGUUGCUACUGAUGGAGUAGGCCUAUUCAAAAACGGAGAAUUGUGCAAUAAAUAUGAAUGGUCAAAAAUCGUUAAAAUUUCAUUCAAACGGAAACAGUUUUAUAUUCAACUCCAAAAAGAUAAAAUCAAAGAGGAGGUGGUGGCAAUGAUUGAAUUUACAAUGGACAAUUACAGAUCUUGUAAACGGUUGUGGAAAAAUUGUGUCGAUUGUCAUUCGUUUUAUCGUCAAGAAAGAGAAAAAAUGAUAGGAAUGUACAGAAAGCAAGGUAAUAAUGUUCAAGGCAAACCAGAGAAACCAGUUUUCGGUGGCUUUUUUGCAAUGGGUGGUAAAUCGAAAUCAAGAUAUGAUAAUGCAGAAAGGGAUGUAUUGAAAUUUCGAGGCCCACAGAAAAGCCUGUCUUCAAAAAUGCUAACAACGAGUAAUCUCAUCUCUAAUAAGAGUAACGAUUUUCCUGAUCAGGAAACAAAGGAGUCCAGGCGAUUAAGUGCACCACCGUCUGUAACUCUCGCCGUUAACUUGGACAAAGAAAUUUAUUCCAACAACAUUAGUGAUCAUGAUUUAACAGCAACUAGUUUCAUGAGCGACAAAGUGUACUUGAAUGGGAAUGAUUUAUCCCAACCAUCUCUUAAUUCUGUGGCAAGUGAACCAUUGGAAUCGUAUCCAGAUUGUCCGUUUCAAACGUCACAGCCUGAAGUUCCACCUAAAGUUCCAGAGCCAUAUGUUUUACCUGAUAAUAUUUUACUUGUACGGUUGAAGCCUGAUAAUCACGGAAGAUUUGGUUUUAAUAUAAAGGGUGGAAGUGAUCAGAACAUGCCAAUCACAGUGUCUAAAAUUGCUCCUAAUUCUCCUGCGGACAUCUGUGAUCCACGUCUCAAUAUUGGAGAUGAAAUUCUACAAAUAAAUGGCAGAGACGCAAAUACACUCACUCAUGAUCAGGUCGUUAAUUUUAUACGUGCUACUAGAGAACAAUUUGCUGGAGAGUUGGUGCUAUUAACUAGACCUUUUGUUGUUACUACCUACGAAGAUGAGGAUGAUGAAAUGGAGGUUCCAAAAAUUGAAAACGGGCCUUUACUCGCAGAAGACGAAAUUAGUGUAAAUAGUCUUGAAUACUCUAUGUCGGUGCUCAAUAAUCAAUUGGAAAACGGCCGUGACAUGGCUGCUUUCGACAGAUUAUAUCGGAAAAAGCCGGGUCUGUUGAUGAAAGAUGCAAAACUACCCCACAAUGUACCUAAGAAUCGGUAUAGAGACAUUUCACCUUAUGAUGAUACUAGAGUGAUACUUAGCAAUUGGGAAACGGACUAUAUUAAUGGCAAUCAUAUAUUAAUGGAAAUCCCAAACGCGGGUAUUGCAAAUCAUUAUAUUGCUUGUCAAGGUCCCCUUCAAAACACUAGUGGUGAUUUUUGGGCCAUGGUUUGGGAACAGAAGGCAACAUUAAUUGUAAUGGUAACUACUACAAUUGAAAGAGGCAUGAUUAAAUGUUUUCAAUACUGGCCUAAUCCUGACUGUACUAUACAGUUUGCAAACAUUGCCGUAACAUCAAAAUCGGAAACAGCUUCAUCUUGUUUCAUUUUCCGAGAGUUCGAAAUCGGGGCAAUAAACUCUGACGGAGAUAUUGUUGAUAAAAGGGACGUAUCUCACAUUCAAUAUGUUGCUUGGCCUGAUCACGGUGUCCCCGAUGAUUCUAGCGACUUUCUUGAGUUCAUUCUUUGUGUUAGGCAGAAACGAGUGGCCAUGACCGUUCCAACGAUAGUUCACUGUAGUGCGGGCAUAGGAAGAACGGGGGUCAUGAUUGCUGUCGAAACAGCGAUGUGUUUAAUCGAGGCUAAUCAGCCUGUAUUUCCUUUACAAAUCACGCAAAAUAUGCGAGACCAGCGAGCUAUGAUGAUUCAAACUGCUCUUCAGUUUAGGUUUGUGUGUGAGGCUAUUUUACGUGUCUACAGAGAAGGAAUUGCUCAGCCUAUGGUUGGUGAUACUGAUAACGGCAAUGAAGCAGAAGAAUUGACGUAAAACUUAAUGUGGGAGUUACCACUGAGUCAAAAACUUAAUAAUCAUAAUCAUUCAGAAAAUUCGCAAUGCGUCACAUUGUUUCUUAUUAGGAAAUUGUACCUUAUCAUUGACGGGUAUGUUGUCGGUUCAUGUUGUAAGCACUUAUAUCACUUCUAUUUAGUAAAAACUUUGUGUCUCUAUUCUCAUAUUAUGGUAAACAUAGCACUGUCAAUCACAACCUGGUUUUUAAAGCAAAAAUAGGUGUCAACUUAGGAGAAAAAUAUCAUGGAGAAGUCUCGUUAUAUUUGUACAUCUUUUUUGUGAAUAUUUCCCAAAUCUAGAAAUGGCCAAAUUUAAAAAAACUUGUGGUGUUCAAAAAUUACUGGUCCUUCCUAACUUCUAAAAUUGAGCAAAUCAUAAUGUAUGCCAAAUUUUGCUUUGUAAAACAUGAUAUCCUGAUUUGCUGCAUAAAAUAAAAAAGUGAUUUUUUUUGAGAACCAAAUUUGACGUUCUUCUCCAUUUUUUUUUUGGUCUUACUGCUCCAUGACAUGGUGCAAUUUUAUUGUAAAACAAUUUCGCUUGGUGAAUUCAAUCAUCCAAUUCCAUUUUGUCAAUAUUUGUAAUUCAAUAAAUCUCAAUGUGUAUUUAUCAUUAAUUAACACGAUCAGCACUUCUCUGGCCUAUAUUAUCUCUCUAAAAAAUUAAUUUGGGGCCCUACACGCCCUGGUUAAAAGCUGUUAAUUGAUACUCAGUUCUCAAUAUUGGCCCUUUUAAUUUUGGUGUUCCCGUUUUCACAAGCUUUCCUGUUAAAACUGUUUUUGGGAACACUGAUAUACUAGAAAAUAUGCUGGAGUUUAUAAGCAUAUUUGCGAUUUGAUCUCUUGAACUUUCAUAGCAGUUUAUAUUAGAUUCCGGAAUUCUGGUCAAAGUGAUAUUAAUAUUGUACAAUUAGAAUCGAACCUGAUAUCAUGUUUUUCAAUGGGCAUGUUACAUAUUAUCCUGAUUUAUCGCAUCGAGAAUUAGCAACAGAAUUUCGCUUGGAAUUGAUUCAAUUGACCAAAAUCAAUUUUGAGACUUCAGAAAUUAAAAAACUUUUUUAUUUUUUAUUUGUUGUUUAUGCAUUGGAUGAAAAUUGAUAGGCCUAUCAAAUUCAUGUAAUAAUAUUCACUGAUGAUUCAGCUAAAAUAUAAAUUGAUUCAGAAUAUUCGAAAUCAAAACUCAUACCGAGACUUAGUUCCAUUCAAAAGAACUGAAACAAAAGCAAAUUCACGAUUUUAUUCUGAACAGAAUUUUUUUCAAAUAUUUUUUUUUUCUGUAUUGAACUUCCUUUGCCUCAUUUUGUCUGUAAUUGUAACACUGAAUUAACGAUUUUCGUAUCCUAAUAUUCAAUUGCACAAAUUUCGCAAUAUUUUCGGAUUGAAAUAACCCGUAUGAUUGUAACAUUUAUAUCUACCAAAUUCAGUUCUAGAAGAUGAAAUAGGACGGCACCAAUAAUGAAACUAGUUUUUAUUUCAUUUAUACAAAUAUACAUUUAAUCAUGACGAUAAUGGACAAACAUAUUAGUAGGCAAAUAUAUCCCCAGCCAUGAAAGUUCCUUGCGUGGUAUUGGUAUGUCGCGGAGUUGAACUAGGCUUUGACAGUCUGCGCCUACAAUGACAAAUACCCCUUGUUUCAAUUGUUUUCAAUUUUUUUUACAAAUGUUGGACUUUUUUCUUUGUUAUAUUUCUAAUAAAAACUUGUAAUAUCCAUGGCAAUCUUAAUUAAUAUGAAGUAAUUAAUACCGUAAUCAUGUGUUGUAUUAAUAUUAUUUUUGUGUUGCGUUUUUUAUUGUUGACAUGAAUAGUGAGCUAUACAUGCAUGCAGUCAAAUUUUACUUAGGGUAGAAUUACUAGAAAUUUUAUCUUAUUUUACAGAUUAUUGUCGCUACUAUGUGUAUAUGUGUUUUUCGUAUAAUGUAUGUACCAUUCUUAUUUCAACCACAUCCCUUGGUUACUGAAAAUCUAAUUUCUCUAUGGAGGCCCUUGGAUUGAAAUAGAUUGCAUUUCUGAAACUAUAACUCUUGCUUGGAUAGGAAUUGUGUUUUGAAUAUUCUGAAGGAUUUUCAAUGAAAUCUUUAUCUAUGCUGAAUGUUAUUAUGUUAAAUUUGGUACAGAAUCACUAAUUCUCUGCAUAGGCGAUCCUAAAUUUUUUGGUUAUAGUUUAAAUUUUAUGGGUGGUUGGAUUCCAUGUAUUGGUUUCAAUGUUCAAUCUUCUAUGCCAAGUUCGUCACAAAUAUUCCACCAAUAUUUAUUAAGAUCUGAUGACUAUUGUGCUCAUUAGAUGUACUAUAAAAACUCUCUGCAUAUCCUAUAACAGUAGAUUGAUUAUAAUGACAGUAGGUUUUCUCAUUGUAGGUCAUUUUCGUCUGUAUUGUUCAAUUCAAAGAAAGUUCCAGCUUUUCUCAUUUCUCAUCGAUAUCAGGAAUAUCCAACCCAAAUGGAAUAAUAAAAAUUUCGAAAUUGAUAUAAAAAGCUUAUUCUUAAUUUUAUGGAUUUCUUGAAAUCCUCAUCAGAUGAAUUGUCAUUUUGGUUCACCAAUAAUUAUUACAGCAAUAUUUCAUUUGUAGUUAUCUUUGCUCGGAUUGAUUCAUUAUGAAUACGUUUGAUUGAAUGAAAUAGAAAUUUACAUGAUGACAAAUCAAUAUUGGGAUGAAAUCCUUUUCUGGCUCAUUGCAUCUAACAUUUUCUUCGUUCAUUUCCAUCAAAUAUUUUCGGCUUAAAUGAAAUCGUUAUUCUUGCAUUACUUAAUUAAGGUUUCCUUUCUCCUAAUAUGUUUUUUCAUACCAGUUUUGUAGGCUUCAUUUCUGUGAAAUAAAUAUAUACCGUUAUAUAUUUUUUUGAUCUUUUAAAAAUUGGAUAUUUAUUUUCAUUUUGUUGCUUGUAUAUCCAAAAAAUUAUGGUUUAUAUAACUUGUUACAUGCAGCGUGUAUCAAAAAUGGUGACCAUCAUAAUAUAGUAUAGAACCUAGUAUUUAUUACAAUACAAUGAAUCAAAAGAUUGGCCGAUGCUUAUGAGUAUUAUCUCUUUAUGAUAGCGUUACUCAAUUUCCUGAAUGUAUUGCCAAGGCAAAUUGAAGUAUUUGAAUGUUGCAUAAUAAAAUAACAUAUGAAAAUGCUCAUCUUAGGAUGGUAUAUAAUCACUGAUAAAUUUUCAAGUUGUGCUAUAUGAAAUAUUAGUUGUAAGAUUCCCUGGGAACAAAAUUACUGUUUUUUCCAGUGUAAAUUUGACGAUACGCUACAAAAUGAUGAUAAAUUGUUCAAUUUUAUAUUGCAUAUUUGCUGAAACUGCUGCAUAUAGUGUGCACACAAUAUAUAUAUUGAAAUUUGGGUAGGAUAAGAAUGUAAAACUGCAAAUCAAUUUAUGGUGUUCAAUUUCAGUCUUCAUUUUUUUGGUCAUUUUGAGAAAUAUGAACUUGUAUUCAUGAACUUGCGAAUCAAAUAUUCAAUUAUAUCAAAAAUUUAUUAUAUUUUAAGUGGUGAGCUCUAGGAAUUAUUUGGAAUAUUUUCACUUGGUUUACGGAAACCAGACCUCUUUUUUAGAAAGAAAUGCAAGUCACAUCAUAAAUAAAAUUUGAUCGUUCGUUUACUACCUAGUGUGAUAUUAAUAUUAAAUUCUGUUAUGUUAUCUUUUGUGCAGUAAAUGAUUGUAUAAUUUAUCAUUCUUAUAAAUAUAUUUCUGUAUUUUCUUUUAAAACGUCAAUAUUAUUGUUUAAUCAUUUGUCUGAUGUAUAUAUCUAUAUAUAUAUUUAUCACAUCCGUUGGUAUUGAUAAUAAGGACACAUUCAUAUGAGCAAAAUCUUUUUUCAAUCAACCUUUUGUUACAAGGCUUAUUUUCAAGCCUUUUUUAAUUAAUUGUGGCAUACAUUGAUAUUGUGCGUUGAGUAUGUCGGGAAAAUUCUGUGUAUUUACAAAUUCAUUAGAGUUGUUACUUAUUAGUGUAUUGGGAAACUGGUUUAGUGGUAUUGAAAUGAAAACAACUCAAGUAGAUAUCCAUUGCCAGACAUAGCCCUUUUUUAUAAAGCAGAUUUUUUUUAAUUCUGAUUUGUCAUUGGUUACUUGCAACCUGCUUAUUAUAUUAUUAAUUCAGUAACCAACAAUUUUUCUAUUUCUCAAAUUGGAAGCCCUUCUCGUAAAGCUGGAUUGUUUUGUCAUUAGUAGGGUUGUCCAUGUAAUUUGGUUUAAACAUCAUUUUGUAUCAAUACCUUUUGGUAAAGAAGCUUAGGAAUUUAGACAAUAUUACUUGCUGGUGUAUCUGUUUUUCACAGUAAAAUUUCGCAUACAUUAGGAUUUAUAAUACCCAGAAUGUUGAGUCCAGAGUCCAGAAAAAGUCAUUCAUUGAGAUAUGGACAUCUCUAGUUAUUGCCCCCUUUGAAAAUUGAUUAUUUGUCUUCAUUCACUUUCAAAACCAUUUGUCUGAGCAUUGAGAUGCUUAACUAUUAUUGACAUUUUUCCAUUAUAAUAUAUUUAUACCUAUAUGUAACAGAUGCAGCAAAUGAGAUGCAAAUACUCCCAAUUUCCUGUAUUGUAAUAUUUGUAUUAUCUUUGUACCGGUAAUUAACAAGUAACCACGAUUGGAUUUAAAAUUGCAUUGAAUACAUACUCUGAAAUAUGAACGCUAAUUCAUGUUAUUGAUAGUGUUUUAAAAUUUGAAAAGAUUUGUUGAAUAUAGAAAGUUAUUUUUGAGCAGGAGAGUUACAUAAUCAAAUUGUUUGGGACUUACGACUAAACAAACCACCUGUUUUAAUUAAUAAGUAUAAUGAAAAUUCUACAUCCAAAUUCAGACCUAUAUGGAUGUCAACAUCAUAGGCCGUUUUUCAUAUAACGAUUGGAAAUAUUCAUAUUUGAAUAUUUUCACCUGAACGUAAAAUGGAAUUGUAUCUUCAAAUUGUGCCCUCGUUACCGGUCAUGACAUCAGUAUCAGUAGCUGGUUCUUAUUCAGUUUUGUUAAAAUGCUGUUCAUAUUUUUUAGUUGUUUUUAAUCAUUAUCAUAUUGAUUCAUUUAUCGCACUGCUUUAUCAAAUGUUUGCCACAGAUGAAAAAGAUUGUAAUUUUUUGUUUCAUUGUUUAUUAUUUUAUUUUCAAGAGUGUAGUUAAAUGAUGCUUAUGUAUUGGUCGCUUUGUUGUCAUUUGACUUGCACACACACACACUAUAAAAUAUUCUUUUUUAUGUGUUUGUUGAAUAUUUCAAUGCAG
This is a messenger RNA of Styela clava, 8159 nucleotides long. Its product is annotated as tyrosine-protein phosphatase non-receptor type 4-like. Lineage: Eukaryota; Metazoa; Chordata; Ascidiacea; Stolidobranchia; Styelidae. Gene Ontology annotation, molecular function: protein tyrosine phosphatase activity; protein binding. Gene Ontology annotation, biological process: protein dephosphorylation. The record is from RefSeq and is a predicted model, not a curated record. Gene Ontology annotation, cellular component: cytoplasm; cytoplasmic side of plasma membrane; cytoskeleton.